Molecule: messenger RNA, 1026 nt
Organism: Fragaria vesca subsp. vesca
Lineage: Eukaryota; Viridiplantae; Streptophyta; Magnoliopsida; Rosales; Rosaceae
Exons: 3
Coding region: 5-1009 (334 amino acids)
Source: RefSeq, a predicted model, not a curated record
UAAAAUGGUGAAGAAUUUGGUACAAACUUUCUUUACAUUUCUGUACAAAUUACUGAAAUCCCAAGUCGAUCAGUACAGAGAAAACGCAGACCUUAAAAUGGUGAAGCUCGCAUCGGCGCGUGAGGCACGAAUGUACGGGCCGCGGUUGAGCCGGAACCGCGCCGAGUACAUAAACGCCGGGCUGUACGUUUUCGCCAUGGCGGUGCUGCUCGGCGGUUUUGCGGCUGAGAUGUCCAAGGAGCCAACGUCAGGUCUAGUUCUUUUGCUCAUAGGGUUUGCGCUGGUUUUGUUAGUGAAUCUGCAUGAUCUGUUGGCCCAUCUGGCUGGGUUCGAUUACCGGUUGAGAAUGAUGGAGCUGGACUUGCAGCUUGCGUUCGUUGAGUUUGCGGUUCCGGUGGUGCAGGCUUUGGGUUCGCUUCUUUGGUUCUUGGGCAUUCUCUUCCUCUUCAUUCAGGCUGAGAGAGGAUAUGGCUUCUAUAAGCUUGAGAAACAUGCGAUGAAUAUGCUUAUUGCUGGCCCUGUUCUAUGGUUGCUUGGUUCAAUCCACAACUCGUGUCAAAUCUAUGAGAGAUCAGAUGGACACGUCCAGAUCUUGCAACAGAGUGUACAGAUUCCGUUUCUUAUUGCUAGUGUAUUGUUCACAAUAGGCGCGGUUCUUAAUAUCCUUGAACAAGGAGGAGUAGUAUAUCAUGGCCUGGAGCUACUGGGUGGGACUUGGAUAUGGAUGGGAAUAGCUGGCAGCACAUUGCUCCUUGUUGGAGGUUUAGCGAAUGUGGUGAAGGUGUUCAAGAUGCAACAGAUGGAUGACGGUGCCAUCCUAAGGCUCGAGAAAUUGAGGGGAGGGGCACAGGAGCGACUCGUACAUGAAAGGGAAGGUCAAGUUCCUCUUAUUCUAGAAGAUCAAAGGAGGAGAAAAAGACAACUAUCCCAGCAACAACAGGAACCAAGUAUCCAUAUUGCAGCACCACAGCCUACUCCUUAUAAAGAUGUUCUUGUUGGUCAAAGUUAAUUGAUUCGUACUGACUA